Polyodon spathula (Mississippi paddlefish) is the source of this 4145-nucleotide messenger RNA. Its product is annotated as mitogen-activated protein kinase kinase kinase 2. Gene Ontology annotation, molecular function: protein binding; protein kinase activity; ATP binding. Gene Ontology annotation, biological process: protein phosphorylation. The record is from RefSeq and is a predicted model, not a curated record. The transcript has 17 exons. NCBI's taxonomy places the organism in Eukaryota, Metazoa, Chordata, Actinopteri, Acipenseriformes, Polyodontidae. The coding region runs from base 450 to 2303 and encodes 617 amino acids.
UGGAGAUUCUUUGAAAUCUCAGACUGGUUGCGUUACCUGGUGGUGGAACUGGACAACAACACGGCGUAAUAUUGUCAGCCACCAAAAAAACGAAACAAUACCAGUCCUGCAAAUAUAAACGACAUACUGAACACUGAUGCGCCUAAACUAAAUUUACAGUAAUUGUUGUUAAAUUAAAGAAUAUAUUGUAUCUCCUGCCUGUGCAAUUUCAUAUAGAGGAAGCGCGGCCUGGUACUAGACGAGCGAAGUUGCUGCAGCCUCGGGAUCGGGUGGAAAUUAUAGUCGGUCUCUCAAGCAUCUGCUUCUGUGGAGUCUGUCAGCGGGCCGCGGGCUCUGAGAACCGGCCCUAUGAAUGAGGAAGUGGCACGAUAGAUCCUCAGGUAGAAAAGAGAUUGCUGAUGGGAGAAACCUAUUUUCCUUAAGCCUGGGUCAGUCAGCCUGCUGCCAGUAUGGAUGAGCAGCAAGCGUUGAACUCGAUCAUGCAGGAUCUGGCUGAGUUGCACAGGGCCAGCCGCCCCGCCAUGUCUCUGUCUGACAUUGGAAAACCCAAAGCCUCUUCUCCCAAAAAUCAGAAUGGUGUCAGAGUGAAGUUUGACUAUAGAGGUGAAAAGAGAAUUCUGCAGUUCCACCGCCCAGUGAAACUAGAGGACCUCUUUUCAAAGGCUAAGGUGGCAUUUGGUCAAUCAAUGGACCUACAUUACACAAACAAUGAGCUUGUGAUACCCCUAACCACACAGGAUGACCUGGAUAAAGCAGUGGAGCUGCUGGAUCGCAGUGUUCACAUGAAGAGUCUGAAGAUACUUCUGGUGUUGCAAGGAAACAAUCAGGUUUCAACCAGUAAUAUGGAAUUGGAUGACUUGGAUAAUACAGUGUUUGGAAGUUCUGAGAAGAAAAAAAAACAUCCUUUAACAGGCACUCACUCCACAGACCGCAGCUCACCCCCUCCAGGGUACGUACCAGAUGCCCAGCAGCAAGUAGCCCACAAUGGAUCUUUCACCAGCAUCAACAGCGAAGGGGAGUUUAUUCCAGAAAGCAUGGACCAGAUGUUGGAUCCUCUAUCAAUGAGCAGCCCUGAAAAUUCAGCAUCAGGAAGCUGCCCUUCACUAGACAGUCCUUUGGACAGUGAGAGUUACCCCAAAUCCCGAAUGCCCAGGGCCCAGAGCUAUCCUGAUAAUCAUCAAGAACUCUCAGAUUACGAAAUUCCUGUAUUUGAGAAGUUUGGAAAAGGUGGGACAUAUCCACGUCGAUACCAUAUCUCAUUCCAUCAUCAGGAUUACAGUGACGGCCGUAAGACGUUCCCUCGUGCUCGCCGGACCCAGGGAAACAGUUUUCGUUCACCAGUGAGUUUCAGCCCGACAGACCACUCACUCAGCACCAGCAGUGGGAGCAGCAUCUUCAGUCCCGAGUUUGAGGAGAGUCGGAGCAGGAGGAGGGGCAGUGACAUUGAAAGCAACCCCACACUCACUGUCAUGGAUAUCAGCCCACCCAGCCGCUCUCCAAGAGCUCCUAUCAACUGGCGACUAGGGAAACUGCUUGGCCAAGGUGCCUUUGGGAGAGUGUACUUGUGCUAUGAUGCCGAUACUGGUAGGGAGCUGGCAGUAAAACAGGUGCAGUUUGAUCCUGACAGCCCAGAAACAAGCAAGGAGGUGAGCGCCUUGGAAUGUGAGAUCCAGCUGCUGAAGAAUCUGUUCCAUGAGAGAAUUGUUCAGUACUACGGUUGCUUGAGGGACACUCAGGAAAGGACCCUCUCCAUUUUCAUGGAGUACAUGCCAGGGGGAUCUAUAAAGGACCAGUUGAAGGCCUAUGGUGCACUUACAGAAAAUGUGACUCGGAAAUAUACACGACAGAUCCUGGAGGGUGUGUCUUAUCUACACAGCAACAUGAUUGUACACCGGGAUAUCAAAGGAGCAAAUAUCCUGAGGGACUCUGCAGGAAACGUCAAGCUUGGUGAUUUUGGAGCUAGCCGGCGACUCCAGACCAUCUGCCUAUCUGGGACGGGGAUAAAAUCAGUCACUGGCACCCCCUACUGGAUGAGCCCUGAAGUGAUUAGUGGAGAGGGCUACGGGAGGAAGGCAGACAUCUGGAGUGUGGGCUGCACCGUGGUAGAGAUGCUGACGCAGAGGCCUCCUUGGGCAGAGUUUGAAGCCAUGGCUGCUAUCUUUAAAAUCGCCACCCAGCCAACCAACCCACAGCUGCCACCCCAUGUCUCGGAUCAUUGCCGAGACUUCCUCAAACACAUUUUUGUGGAGGCAAAGCUGCGUCCAUCUGCAGAAGACCUGCUGCGGCACACCUUUGUGCACUAGCACCCCCUGCCCCCCUCUCACCCCUGGUCUCUUGCUUUUGACAGCACUUUUAUAAUAUAGUGUUGGGUGAGCUUGCAUGGAUUUAAUGCUAAAAACUGUUGAAAACUGGAUAUUUGCAAGACUAGCUUUCUUUCAGGAUACAUCACGAAAAAAGGAUGGCCUCUAUUAUAAAACUGGUGUGUGUGUGUGUGUGUGUGUGUGUGUGUGUGUGUGUGUGUUCACUGCAUUCGGUAUAUGUUAAGCCAGUGGAUUCUGCUGAUUUCACUCAUAGUGACCAAUAGCUCUAACAACUUAACUAAAGUUUUGUUUUAUUACAAUAUAUAAGAAUACAAAUAAGUGUUUUUAUUAUUUACAAUUUUAAUUUCCAGUUAGAAAUAAUGUGAUUUGGUAGUGGAAUGUCUUCUGAAGCACAUUUUGAUAUGCAAAAAUGGAUAGUAAAUGUAAGGAAUUAUUUCUUUCAAGAAGACGUUCUUUAUUUUUUCUUUUAGUUUUACAAUAGAACAUAUAGCAAAUCAAGUUACAUAAGGAAAUAAUAAAAAAUGUGUGGUACAAAUGCUGGGCAGAGUUAAAUAACUAGAAGGAAUUUGGGAGUGGUUUUGAGAUGCUGUUUCUUCCUCAGUAGCGCUGUAAAUAUAUAUGUGUUGUAAAUAUAUAUAUUUUUUAUUUCAAACUUUGCCCAUUUCUAACAACACUUGUUUGACUUGACUAGGUCUGGCCUAGGUUGCAAUUUAUUAUCUUGAAGUUUUAUAUUUAGAGAAGAAAAAUGUAAUGUUUUUGUUUCCAAAUUGGAAUAAUCAGAAACUUUGUAGCGUUCACCUAUUAGUCCCACAGACUGAAAGCACUUUAUUGCAUGCAUUGUCCUUGUUUUUUAAGGAGCGGUUUGAACAGUUGUAUGCCACAUUUUCAUCUGCAGUUUAAUUUGCUGCCUUGUUCUAUAUUACACUUUUCCUAGGUCCCUUUUUCAUCUGCACAGAGUAUGAUAUCCUGGCAUGUAAAGAAUGUCACAGGGCAGAAAAUGCACGCAUGUAUAGUUUUAAUUUCCCAAUCUCAAUGCCUUCAAUUAGCAUAAUCAAUAAAUGCUCCGGCCAUGUUUUGGAUUAACUCCUGUUGGGAAUGAUGACUGCAGGUGUAAACAUACAAACUCAAGUAUGGCAUUAGUAGUAUGAAUUAUGGAUCUGUGGAUUAAAACAAAGCCAACUGUUUAGGGUACAGCAAAACUUUCAAUUAAGAUGGGAGGGCAGGUUUAAUGCCAGAAGUUUUGUAGACCUAAAGCCUGUUAAUUGCAAGCUCGACUUUUUUAAUUAAGACAUUUGCUUCCAGUUUAUAGUUUAGGCAAAUGUAAUUUCAUAUACAGUAAGUGCUCAUUGAAAGGUUCAAGUUUGACAUCACUGGAGUCGCAAAUAAUUGCGAUCUGGAAUUUAACCAACUUAUAGGUGAAAAGUGUCCUGGUCCAUGGCAGGUUCCCAGUGUUUUGCCCUUGAUUGUAAAGAUUUUUGUUGUUAUUGUUGCUUCAAAAUACAACACAAUAUUUGGCAUUGAUUCAAAAGUUUUUUAAUAUUUACUGCUGUGGAUUAAAAUAAUAAAAAAAAAAUUGUAGGAUCACAAUUUCCUUUUCUGAGAAGGAAUUUGUUUUCUUUAUGAAUACUGCUUCCUGUUUAUGAUGCAGGUUAACCAGCGAUAAAGGACUGAAAGUGAGUUCAGUCCUUUUCAUUCUUAGUUUCAGUGCUGGAGUACAUUUCUAUGAACUCAACUUGAGCAUAUCAAUCUGUACAUCCUGGCCAAUGCAAAUGUUUUCUCAUGAUAUCUUCCAAAUGUACUUGGGAACGCUUAAUCCUGUAUUUU